Molecule: messenger RNA, 1124 nt
Organism: Aspergillus piperis CBS 112811
Lineage: Eukaryota; Fungi; Ascomycota; Eurotiomycetes; Eurotiales; Aspergillaceae
Exons: 3
Coding region: 158-1084 (308 amino acids)
Source: RefSeq, a predicted model, not a curated record
AAUAGCGCCCACGCCCAAAAGUGUCUUUACACUGUUCGACCUUUUCCGACACCGCCAAAACCGUCACCCGCCUUGUCGAUGUCGUGCGACGCCACACAUGAUCUGAUUUAAAUACGACCGGCAAGCAAUAAUAAAGAUCGACUAUAUUACCGGAGAAAUGUCGACUCAACAGGAUCCCACCCCUUCUAAUGAAGGCAAGCAUGAUGGCUUGUCGAAAUAUGUUAAGCGCAUGAAGAUGGCUUUGAGGAGGAGCUCGACUGUCCGGACCACCUCGCCAGUCAUGCAGAAAACAAGAGAGCCCGAGCCAAGUCAAGCUCCCGCUCCCCAACGUAUCCCGCAGGCUCCUACCGUCAAAGCUACACCCGAUGCGACCGUUUUCACCAACUGGGGCGCCAUCCAAGAAGAGAAGGCGCGGGCUCUAUUUGCGAAAUACGGAUUGACCCUGGAGCCUGGAGAAUGGAGGUCCCCUAGCGAUACGACCGUGCAGCGAGUUGUCAGACCCAUCCGGAUGCGAGUGCGCCGUACCUGCCAUCGCUGUCAGACCACCUUUGGCCCGAACAAAGUUUGUGUCAACUGCCAGCACGUCCGCUGCAAGAGCUGCCCUCAUCACCCCUCCACCAAGACCAACGACCACCGGGACGACACCCAAGCUGCGCUCCAGGCCAUUGUCGCGCAGAAACUGCACAAAACUGUCCCUGUGCAGCAUAAACCCAAGCAACCUCCUCUUACGCUGCCUUCGCGCACCGGCGGCCAGGAUGUCAUCCACCACCCGACCCGACAACGAGUCCGCCGUACUUGUCAUCAGUGUAGCACUGUGUUCGCUCCGGAUGCUACGGAAUGCAGUACUUGCCAGCAUAUUCGGUGCACAAUGUGCCCUCGCGACCCACCUAAACUCGGCAAAUAUCCGCAUGGCUAUCCUGGAGAUGUCGAUGCUCCCGCAGAACCUCCUGCACGGACGUGGAAGAAGGCGCGGCAGCGAGUACGCUAUACAUGCCACAAGUGUUCGACAUUGUACCGAUCGGGAGAGAGGAAUUGCUCCGGUUGCGGGCAAGAGAAGGGACCUGAAACAAUACGAGAUCCGUAAGUGAGACAUGCUAAGGUGGCCCAUGCAGUGCUAAUACAUC